Ostrea edulis (European flat oyster) is the source of this 4795-nucleotide messenger RNA. RefSeq lists its product as uncharacterized. The transcript is spliced from 9 exons. Lineage: Eukaryota; Metazoa; Mollusca; Bivalvia; Ostreida; Ostreidae. The record is from RefSeq and is a predicted model, not a curated record. The coding region runs from base 120 to 2018 and encodes 632 amino acids.
AAAACUAUUUCCGGUCAUUGUUUGUAAACAUUCCGACGUGACUGGAGUGAAUCUAAGUACCUCCAAUUACUUUAAAAUUUGGUACUAAAUCAAAACUUUUUGAAAUUAAAGUUCAGAGAAUGAAAGCAAAUCUAAAUAGAAUAUUCGUUUGUGUAUUCGUCUCGCUCUGUUUGAUUGAUUGCACAUGUAUCGACAUUUCCUCGACGAUAAAGAAGCUGUUUGUGAGAGUUAAACAAUCACAGGUUCAGAAAUCAACGAAAGGUUUUCCUCCUUUUUCAUGGCAAAAGGAAAAAGGACUCUUUGAAAGUCAUGUCAAACUGUAUUUUCAUGGAUCAUUUAGCGAGUUUAUUCUUCGUGAAGGAUUCGAAAUAUUUGACAACAAUAAUUUUGCUACUGCUUGGAUUACCACAGCUCUUUUGGAGAUACAUUGCUUAGGAAGUAAUGGAACCUAUAUUGACGAAGAAUUGAUUUUCAAUGCAGUCAAGGCCAUGGGAAACUUUGUUGAUAAAAAUCACCAGUUUAAUACCUCCAUCGAAACAUUUUGGCCUCAAGAAUACAAUGAAACCGUGGAUACAUGGCAGAGUACUCCUACAAAUUUGUUAAAACUUUUUGCUCUGUCCAAUGAUAUUCCGUGGUCUGUGAUUUUAAAUCUCUUGCAGAGACUUGGUAUAACUGAUGUUGAUGUCAUAAAUACAAUCAAACAGUUGUUACAAGAGAGAGACGCAUACAUAAAGGCCUUUCAUAUUCCUCCAGAUUUUGAUGACACGUUUCUGAAUAUUGGCAUAGGAUCAUUGCUGAAAGAAACAGCUGAGUCUUUCUCCCCGUCCUUCGAGAUUUGGGCAGAAAGAAAUUCAAAUCUAACAUCAAUAUUAAUUGCACUUAAGAAGUAUGCAUACAGACCUAUGUCAUCAGACACCAAAGUUAACUCAGUAGACCCAAGGUCAUACUUCUAUUUACGAGGGUUCUUGGAAAAAGCCAAAAAUGCUGGGGAAACAAUUGCUUUAGUAUCUACUUGGGUUCAAAACAUAGACGAGGCAAGAAAAAGCUUUUAUAAAGGAAAUGUUAUGCCAUUCAAUGUGAAUAAUGUUGACAUCACUGUGGCUGCCAAUGCUAUUUAUGGAUUGACAAAUGGCAUUCUAACAGGUCUGGUACCCAUGUCUGUAAUGGAAGACCCGGAUAUUCAGCAAAUUUACCUGAACACAUCAGCAUUGAUUGCAUAUGAAAUCAAUACAAAUUUGACUGACAGGAAGGAUUUGGCCUUGACCUACUAUCCUUCAGAGUUCGAAUUCUACUGGUUUGUGUCCAGGAUAUUCAGUAAACUACAGGAACAACAACAUAGUUUACAUCCAAUUAUGAGGCGAGUUUGGAAGAUUUUGGGAGAAGCAUUGUUUGGCAAGAUGACAUCCCGCCUUCUGACGUCAUACAAUACCGAUGACGAUGGCUUAGUGUAUUUUGAUGACUUUCUAGGGGAUGGGGAUAGAUCGCUUUUCAAUAAGACAAUUAAAAGAAGCGAAGAUAGAAUAUUUACGACAUCGAUGGCUGUCAAUGCUCUGUUGACCACGUGGACGUCAUAUGAAUCUGCAAGGAAAUGUCUGAUCUGGAGUAAAGGAGUUCCAGCAAAAGUAGUGGAUUUAGUCAGGAAAGCUGUCAAAUGGAUUUGUAAAAAUGCCUUGACUGGAAAGUAUCGUCCAUGGAAUGCUUUUUUCUCGGGUUCAGUGAAAAGUUUUAAAUCCAUGCCAUGGUGGUAUCCAUCAAACCGGAAGGAGUACCUGAACGGAACUUCUAUCGCAGACGACACUCAUAUACCAAGUAGUGACACGAUUAUAGCAAUGCAGGGCGUGGUGUCCCCGGAAUGGUAUCAACAGCAGCUAAAGCAGAAACAUUUUGGCUUUCACGUUCCCAUUGUGUUUCAUGGAUAUAACGCUGAGAAAUCCCCAUUCCCAUUCUGGAGUUCAGAACCUUACACUUAUGUCUCAGCAAUGUUAUCACUGGUCAAAUAUAAUAGUGUGACAAUGUAGUAUACCAUAUGAUACUUUGAUAUACCACAUCGUCUUUCCAUUCUCGUAAUUUGUGACACACACACACACACACACACACACAUAUAUAUAAUUCCAAUGUUAUUUAUCACAUUUGUUUUGAUUGGACAAAAAUAAAGCUGAACAAGGGUUUAUACAUCAAUAAAUCCGAAAACGCGAUGUAUUCAUACACGCCUGAAAACAAAUAACAUAGUUCGGGGAAAAUAUUCAAAUUUUUGCAAUUGUUAAUAAAGUGAAUGAAUUGGAAUUAUAAGAAUCAAACAUUCUUUUUGAAGAAUUUAUCGAUGUGUAAACUCCGGACAUUUCACUCACAAACUUAACAUAAAAGUGCUUCGCACUUUUAUUCAGUUUGUGAGUAAAAUUUCCGGAGUUUACACAUCGAUAAAUUCUUCAAAAAGAAUGUUUAAUCCUAUAAUAUAUAUAUGACUGCCGUCAUGAGAAAAGGGCCCUUAUCUCUCGACGUCACAAUUCACAGAAAACGACGUCAAAGUUCCUGAACUUGAAACGUCAAAAUCGCGGCAACGUAGACCCGGAAGUAAUCUUGUCGGCUGCGUUUGUUCAACAUCCUGGGUACAUGUACGUUGUUUACAUAGAAUUCCUACAUAAAAUACUACUGGGUGUUUACUGCCUGAGAAGAAAACCUAAUGGAUUAUCUGGUAAAAAUUAUAAUUUCAUUUGUACAAACAUUUAUUUAAAGCUGUUUGUAUUUACAAUACUGAAAUCAUCUCGUAUGUUAUGUAAUAGUACAAUCGGAACCUAUAUAUAUAUGUGUGUAGUAUACAUCAAUGUAAUUUACAUGUAGUGUUAUUCAUUCAAAUCUAGUAUGAUCGCGGUCACAUCAACGUAAUCUUUUUUCAUAAAACUUUGCAACACCGCUGACGGUGUAUGAUGAUAAAACUAUAUGAUGUUGCAUUGUUGAUUUUUACUAAUACUCACCAAAUUAUGAUAUAUGUUUUCCUAACUGGUUGACGUACAAAAAAUAAUGUUGAGCAUUAUGCAUAGGUUUUUGCAACCUAUCAACAACAAUCAUGACGGAUUCACCAUAAAGGAUUAAAAAAAAUUACAGAGAUUUAAGUUUAAGUUAAACACAAUAAAUGUUAAAAAUAAUUGAUCUAAGCGGAGUAUAAGUAAGAAAUAAUAAUCAAGGUUAUCAAGCACAUUUAACGUUUUUAGGUAUUCCAUCCCCAUUGAGCCGUAAAAAUAUUUCCUUAAGAAUUAAUCAAAUCGAGGAAUUUUGGCAAAUGUACUAUAGAACAUACAAAAGGAUGAAGUUUUACUGAGAAACAAUUUAAAAUUUUCCUCAGGAUCAGAAGAUAUGGCCUAACUUACAAAUGUAACAUGGAAAAAGUAUAUUUGUCAUGAAUAAAAAUAAAAGGAAUGAUAAUUUGGGGGGAAAAAAAGCUUUUGGUGAAAAAAUAAUCUAAUGAGUGCAUAGGUCACCGUGCAGAUUUUAUAGUGAAUAUCAUAUUUGUUUUCUUCUAAAUUCAGCACGGAGACGCAUCUAAUAAUUAACACUAAUUGUUAAUUAAAAGUUGGUGUUCAUAUAUUCUAUUCAGUGUAAAUUAUUUGCUUUUAAACUUCUUCUAAAGUUAAACCGAAAUGGUUUUGUAGGAUCUUGAGGAAGUAAUACGGGAAUUCUUUCCGCGGACAGAAAACAAUAUUGAGCAAGAUGCGUGUAAUGAUGAGCCUCCUCUUUCUGAACUCAUAGAAUCUGAUGUAGAAAUGAUACAUAGACUUGCGUCAAACUAUAUACAAGACGAAAUACAAGGUUGUGUUGUGUUUGAGGAGGAUUCUAGUUUAGACACUCUGAGAGAGAAUGUUUCACACAUUUGUUGUCAUAUGAAAUGCUUUGAAAAUUUUACAUAUGUCGAGAUUGAAGAACAUAUAUUCACGAUGCGAGAACUAUCUCGAGAUGAGAAAGAUAUGUAUAUAAUGGGAAAACUUAAGAGCAAAAGUACCGGAAUCGACACAAGUCAAAGAAAGCGGCAAAGAUAUACAUUGUAUAUGCAGGUACUUUCAUGUAGAAUGUAUUAUCUGAUUUCCCCCAAAAUCUUAUGUUGAAGAUUUCUUUCGUCAUUUGGUAUUGUAAUAAAUGACAAAUUUUCAAUCUCAAUCAUUCUUUUGUUCAGAUUUUUUAUGACAGCAAAAACGAGCUACGGUGAGCAGAGUUUGGGUAAUAGAAGCUGAUAAACAUAAAAUCAAUAUUAUGGAACAUAAUAGCAUUUAUGUUUAAAGCGUAUAUAUGUGUCAUUUACCCUAUUGGGGACCUCAUAUAACUUUACCCUGUUGGGGGCCUCAAGUUUGUUAGCCAAUCAAUGGCUUGGAUAGGCACGCGAUAGCUUGUGUUUUGCAUACGUUAGCCUUUUCAUAUACAUGGGAUUCAGUGAAUACAAAUUGUAAAGCGGAUCAAAGUUUUUUCAUUUUGUUCAACCCUCCACCACCCCAACUUUCCGCCCUCAAUAUGGAGGUUUACUCCGGUGCUAUGCAAUCUUUUUAUAUAGGCUUUUUCGUCAUUUGGGUUGGCCUUAUUUGUUCGCCAUCUUUUUGCUCUGGGUUUGUUUUGAUGAAUUUUUAUUUGUCAUCUUAUAGCGUAGCAUUAUUUAAGUUAUUUUGUCUUUUUUGGGGAAAUCAGACUUUGAGUAAUUUAGCUUUGCAGGUACUUUCAUGUAGAAUGUAUUAUCUGAUUUCCCCCAAAAUCUUAUGUUGAAGAUUUCUUUCGUCAUUUGGUAUUGUAAUAAAUGACAAAUUUUCAAUCUCAA